Messenger RNA from Durio zibethinus, 1747 nucleotides. RefSeq names its product casein kinase 1-like protein 3. The record is from RefSeq and is a predicted model, not a curated record. Gene Ontology annotation, molecular function: protein kinase activity; ATP binding. Gene Ontology annotation, biological process: protein phosphorylation. Lineage: Eukaryota; Viridiplantae; Streptophyta; Magnoliopsida; Malvales; Malvaceae.
GUAAAUAAUCUCUUCUUAUUUACGUCCCUCUCAUUCUUUAAAAUUUCAGAACGCUCCCCAACCUUUUUUCCCGUGCCCGACUUCCUUCCCCCUCGACAAUUCUACGUUGAAAAUCCCCACUAAAUUCAUCGAAAUCCCCAAAACACCCUCCACAGAGUCACCAUUUUCCACCUCCACCUCCACCUCCUUCUCCUCGAUCUCUAAAAUCUUCCUUUUUGCCUUCAACAAUUUCUCAGUCUCUUGCCCUAAUUUUCUCUCUCUUCCACGAAUCCAACCAAAAAUCGACUGAUUAUCGGGAAAAGCGAGAGAAACAGAGAGAGAGAGAAAGAAUUGUUGAUAUAUGGAGAGGAUCGUCGGAGAGAAGUACAAGCUCGGUCGCAAAAUCGGAAGUGGAUCGUUUGGUGAAAUCUUUCUCGCUACUCAUGUUGACACGGGUGAAACUGUCGCGGUAAAGAUCGAAAACAGGCAGACAAAGCAUCCGCAAUUGCUAUAUGAAGCCAAGCUGUAUAAUAUUCUUCAAGGAGGAAGUGGUAUUGCACACAUAAAAUGGUGUGGAGUAAAUGGGGAUGAUAAUGUUCUUGUGCUUGACUUGCUGGGACCGAGCCUGGAAGACUUGUUUGUCUACUGUGGGAGAAAGUUUUCAUUGAAAACAGUCUUAAUGUUGGCUGAUCAAAUGAUUACGAGAAUAGAAUUUAUGCAUGCUAAGGGGUUUCUGCAUAGAGACGUCAAACCAGAUAAUUUCCUCAUGGGACUCGGAAGGAAAGCAAAUCAGGUCUACAUCAUUGACUUUGGUCUUGCCAAAAGAUAUCGUGAUCCCAACACAAAUCGACAUAUUCCUUACAGGGAGAAUAAAAAUUUAACAGGGACUGCACGGUAUGCUAGUUGUAAUACUCAUCUUGGAAUUGAGCAAAGCCGUCGGGAUGAUUUGGAAUCACUUGGCUAUGUUCUUUUGUAUUUCUUGAGAGGAAGCCUUCCUUGGCAGGGUCUAAAAGCUGCUACAAAGAAGCAGAAGUAUGAUAAAAUAUGCGAGAAGAAGUUAUCGACACCAAUAGAGGUCUUGUGCAAGUCACAACCUGUGGAGUUUGCAUCAUACUUUCACUAUUGCCACUCUUUAACAUUUGAUCAGAGGCCUGAUUAUGGAUUCUUGAAGCGUCUGUUUCGAGAUUUGUUUACCCGGGAAGGAUAUGAGUUUGAUUUCAUAUUUGACUGGACAAUUCUAAAGUACCAGCAGACACAAAGGACAAAGACACAUCCUCAAUCAUCUGAUUUGCGGCCUUUUUCUGGAACAAGUAACAGUCAAGCAAUGACCAUGGAUAAGCUUAAAGGAAUCAAGGAUGCUUCUUAUUCAGGUGAAAUUAUGGAGCACAGAGGACCAAGUAAUCUCGGUCAUCCAGAUGUUCGUAUGCAGUUUAGACCAUUGGUUCAGCAAAAUAUGAGUGAGAAACAUAUGGGGAGCAGUACAGCAAUACCAUCCACUUCAUUUGCUCUACCUGGUGCCUUGAGAAAGAAUCUGCCCAAAGCAGAGGGGCCAACUGACGCUACAAAUAGUGGCCGUGGACUUGGGAACAAGACCGGUGCUUCAAGCAGCUGGAUGCCAUCAUUUCACAGAAUAUCUUCAGCUAAGUGAUUGGGAACCCAGAGCUGGUGUUGCAAGUGUCAUGAAGUUUGGACGUUGGAUAGCUCAAUAUCUUUGCUGAGAGAUGGCAGAUUGUAUCAUAUGCUUUCCACGAGGUGACCAUGAUGGGGC